AUGUCAGGUACUCAGUCUGUUGAUCGUGAAAGCUUCCCAGUCUUGAAAAAUGAUUUGAUGUUAAGGGCUGCUAGGGGUGAGGCAGUUGAACGUCCUCCAUGUUGGAUUAUGCGUCAAGCUGGUCGUUACCUACCUGAAUAUCAUGAAGCUAAAGCUGGUAGAGAUUUCUUUGAAACUUGUCGUGAUGCUGAAGUAGCUGCUGAAAUCACUAUACAACCUGUGAGAAGAUAUCGUGGGUUACUAGAUGCUGCUAUCAUCUUUAGUGAUAUCUUAGUUAUUCCACAAGCCAUGGGUAUGAAAGUCGAAUUGAUUGAAGGUAAAGGUCCUCAUUUCCCAGAACCUUUGAGGACUCCAGAAGAUGUUGAAAAAGUUUUAAAUUAUAAGGUUGAUGUAUUAAAGGAAUUAGACUGGGCAUUCAAGGCUAUUACUUUAACAAGAAUGCAAUUGCAAGGUGAGGUUCCUUUGUUUGGGUUCUGCGGUGGUCCAUGGACUUUACUAGUUUAUAUGUCUGAAGGUGGUGGUUCUAGAUUGUUUAGAUUCGCUAAACAAUGGAUCAAUGAAUACCCUGAAUUAUCCCACAAAUUAUUACAAAAAAUCACCGACGUUGCCAUCGAAUUUUUAGCCCAACAAGUAGUAGCAGGUGCACAAAUCUUACAAGUUUUCGAAAGUUGGGGUGGUGAAUUAUCUUCCGCAGAUUUUGAUGAAUUUUCUUUACCAUAUCUAAAGCAAAUUGCAGAAAAAGUACCAAAGAGAUUGUUGGAAUUAGGUAUCACUGAAAAUGUACCAAUGACUGUCUUCGCAAAGGGUUCAUGGUAUGCACUAGACAAGCUUUGUAGCUCAGGUUACCAAACUGUCUCAUUAGAUUGGUCAUGGGAUCCAGAAGAAGCCGUAAAGAUAAAUAACAACCGUGUUACUUUACAAGGUAACUUAGAUCCAGGUGCUAUAUAUGGUACUAAUGAAAUAAUAACUAAAAAAACCGAAAAGAUGAUCAAAGGUUUUGGUGGAGGUAAGAAAAAUUAUAUUGUUAAUUUUGGUCACGGUACUCAUCCAUUUAUGGAUACAGAAAAAAUAAGAUUCUUCCUUGAAGAAUGUCAUAGAAUUGGCUCAGCAUGA
Messenger RNA from Vanderwaltozyma polyspora DSM 70294, 1113 nucleotides. RefSeq names its product uroporphyrinogen decarboxylase HEM12 (gene HEM12). The transcript has a single exon. NCBI's taxonomy places the organism in Eukaryota, Fungi, Ascomycota, Saccharomycetes, Saccharomycetales, Saccharomycetaceae. The record is from RefSeq and is a predicted model, not a curated record. Gene Ontology annotation, biological process: heme biosynthetic process. Gene Ontology annotation, cellular component: cytosol. Bases 1 to 1113 code for a protein of 370 amino acids. Gene Ontology annotation, molecular function: uroporphyrinogen decarboxylase activity.